AUGGGCAACUGUGCAGCUCCUCAGAUCGCAAGAAAUGGUGGUCUUGCCAUGACCGCCCAUCACCAUAACUGGUCAGCAUCAUCUCCUCCAGCCACGCUCAAGCUCAUUCACAUGGAUGGAAGGCUGGAAGAGUUCACUCAAACCAUCAAGGCCUCCCACCUCCUCUCCCGAAACCCUAACUGCUUCUUAUGUAGCUCAGAGUCCAUGUUCAUCGAUUCCGCAGUCCCUCAGAUUCAUGGAGAAGAAGACCUCUGUUUGGGCCAACUCUAUUUCCUCUUGCCUCUCUCCAUGUCCCGAGCCCCGCUCUCUCUCCGAGAGCUCUGCUUGCUCGCCGUCAAGGCCAGCGCCGUGCUCAAAAUCGGCUCGAGUUUGAGGAGAGGGAAGGAUGGAGUUUCGUCAGUGGCAACUCAUCGGAGACGGUGUCAUGGUCCAACCGGGAAUGAUACCACGAGAUUGGAAUUGGGUCAGAGCAGCCGAAGGAUUGAGUUGUGA
Molecule: messenger RNA, 492 nt
Organism: Rhodamnia argentea
Lineage: Eukaryota; Viridiplantae; Streptophyta; Magnoliopsida; Myrtales; Myrtaceae
Exons: 1
Coding region: 1-492 (163 amino acids)
Source: RefSeq, a predicted model, not a curated record